AUUACAGUUACUGCCCAGUACUACCUCUCCAGUCUGUGGUUGACCAAGUUUGUGCCAUCGGUGUACACCCUGGUGGUUGCUGUGGCUUUGCCGCUGAACAUCAUGGCAAUCAUUGUGUGUGUGUUCAAGGUAAAAAUCAAAACCCCAGCAGUGGUCUAUAUGCUAAAUCUAGCGGCUGCUGAUGUCCUGUUUGUUAGUUUGCUGCCAUUCAGCAUCGCUUAUCGGUUCUCUGGAAAUAACUGGAAUGUUGGAGAUGGGAUGUGUCGCUUUGUCACUGCUGCCUUCUACUGUAACAUGUACUGCUCCAUCCUGCUCAUGACAAGCAUCAGUGUGGACCGAUUCUUGGCUGUGGUCUACACAAUGAAGGCUCUUACCUGGAGAACAAAGAAGAGAGCCUGGCUGGUCUGCUUCUUCAUCUGGAUAAUAUCAAUAGCCAGCUCACUACCUCUUCUUAUAUCCAAACAAACUUUGCAUAUGGAAACACUAAACAUUACAACUUGCCAUGAUGUCUUGGAUGUGGUGGACCUCAAGAACUUCUAUAUGUAUUAUUUUACCACCUUUUCUUUAGUUUUCUUCUUUUUGCCCUUGGUUAUUACUACUAUAUGCUACAUUGGCAUCAUCAGGACACUGAGUACCAAAGACAUUGAGAAUUCUUGUAAGAAAACAAGAGCAGUGAUCCUUGCCUUUGUGGUAUUUUUUUGCUUUCCUGAUUUGCUUUGGUCCAACCAAUGUCAUCUUUUUAUUCCAUUAUCUGCAUUUCCGUAA
Staurois parvus is the source of this 765-nucleotide messenger RNA. The record is from the annotation of a GenBank genome assembly. NCBI's taxonomy places the organism in Eukaryota, Metazoa, Chordata, Amphibia, Anura, Ranidae.